AAUCCCAUGAAAAAUUUGCAGUCUUUACCCUCAAAAAAAAAAAAUUUUGCAGUCUUUGGAUCAAUUUGCUGAGUUUUAAGUAUAGCGGUGGAGCAAGAGACGGCUGUUAGGGAGGCGGAGAGGAGAUUCAAGGGUUUGGAAAGAGGUCAUUUGAUCAUUUCCAAGAAAAUAUCAAAGUGGGGUAACCUAUGGAAUUCAGUCAAUUACUUUCAGAGCUCCAAGAAUUGCGGAAAGAUGACAGGUUUUUUGACAUGGAUAUCCAGGAACUGCGCAUGAUAUUGAUAGGCCAAUACUCAUUGAAUAUGCCACUGCCAGAUCUAAAGAGAAAAAUUAAGUCCAUUGCGGGCAGUCUAAACUUCUGCCUCACCAAGAGAGGAAGCACUAAGCCAAAUUUAAGUCACCUAAGUAAAGACCUUUCUUUGAGGCUAACAUUAUUGUUCGGUCUCCUUCACUUUGCCAAAAUGCAUGGUAAGCAGAUUCAGUCGAUAGACCUCGUGGUGCACUGUGCAUUUCUUGCUGUAAAUGCAAAAUGCAUGUGUAAAUUAUACAAGUCUGAUCAUGAAGAAGAAGAGGUACGCGGCGACAUUUCUCAACUGCAACAGAAAGUAAAGCUUUUAGGUCCCCAAAUCCGUGAAAUUUCUGUCCGUGUCUUGACAGCUUUAAAAUCAGAGUCGAUAUCUUCAGUCACUUUUACUCUGGAAAAGAACAGGCAUAGAGCCGCAGGCAUUGUGUAUCUUCACCUUGACGUUCUUAUGCAGCUACUAGAAUGUUAUACCACUUUUACAUUUCAAGUGCAGGAUCAAAUGCUAAAACUCCACAAGGCAUUAAGAUUUCUGAUUGUCAUUCUCGCAUACAAUGGCAAUGAGCUUCCUGGUGGGAAUUCGGCGCAGUUCGAUGAGCUACGUGACAAAAUGAAGGAUCGUAUUCGAGUUGUGGUCAUUGAUGUAGGUAUUGUAAUUUGCUCCCUUUCUGUGAAUGAAAUGAAAUAUGGUUUGGCCAAGGAAACAGAUCUUGCACUUAUUGAUUUGUUGAAAGAGCUCCAGUUUGUUAGAGAAUCAUUUUCCAAAAUGUUUCCACUACCAUCAUCAUCAUCACUUAGUUUCCCUAGAACCAAUGAGCUGGGCUUUGUUGAGUUUCUUCUAGAAAAUCUCAAGGAACUAACAAGAUCUAGGGCCAAUUCAAUUGCUUUCCCAAUCCAUAAAAUCCUGGCUGUCCAAGAAGAUUUUCUGUCCUUAAGAUCUUGCCUAGAGAAAAUUGCAGAACAGCGCAACCAGAACCAAGCAAUCCAAACUUUCUGGAGUCAUGUUGUCGAGGUCGCAUACAAGGCUGAGGUAAUAAUUGAUUCUGCUUUGGUUGGUGAUAAACAUGAAUCUUGUCUGGAUGCCAUUGCUAGAGAUAUCAGUAUUCUGAAGGUUGAGGCCAAAGAGAUCAAUGAUAACAAUAGGAAUGAUGGUAAAGCCCUGAGAGCUACCAAGACUUUCAUUCACAUGCCAUCACAAGUUACUGCCCAACCCUCCCAUGAGGAUCUGGUGGGUCGUGAUGACGAGGUGAAAAUAAUUAUUAACAGACUUAAGAGAGGAUCAAUGCAGCUGGAUAUCAUUCCCAUUUGGGGUAUGCCUGGCCUUGGCAAAACAACAUUAGCUAAUAAAGUUUACUGUGAUCCUUCAAUUGAGUUCCAUUUUUAUAUUCGUGCUUGGUGUUGUGUUUCCCAAGUAUAUAGCAUGCGUAGUUUAUUGCUCCAGAUUUUGCAUGGCACUGGUUUUAAGAGUUCUAACCAGAGUCUUGAGAUGAGUGAUGAUGAUUUGGAAGAAAAACUACGCAAGGUUUUAAGGAGAAAUAAAUAUCUUAUUGUUUUGGACGACUUGUGGGAUAUUGAGGCAUGGAAUUUGUUGAAAAGAUCAUUGCCAGAUGAUGCCAAUGGAAGCAGGAUUCUCUUCACCAGCAGAUUUGAGAACUUUUCUUCGCAAAUUAAACAAGACAGCAAGCCUCAUCAUCUUCGCCUACUUACUGAUGAAGAGAGUUGGCAGCUGCUGCAAAAUAAGCUAUUUGGCAAGGAAGUAUGUCCUCCAACAUUGAGUAAAGUUGGAUUGCGAAUAGCAAAUAACUGUAGGGGUCUACCUCUCACAAUUAUCCUUAUUGGUGGAAUUCUUGCUACUACUGAGCGAGAUUGUGCAAUCUGGGAAGAAGUUGCAAAAAGUCUAAGUUCCGGCAAUGUUCCUGACACUGAACGUUGGAUGAAGACACUUGAGCUGAGUUACUCUCAUUUGCCAGAUUAUUUGAAGCCAUGCCUUCUUUACUUUAGUGCAUUUCAAGAAGACAGAGACAUUUCUGUCCAAAGGUUGUUGUGGCUUUGGAUCUCUGAAGGAUUUGUGCAAAAGAGUGAAGGAAAGAGCUUCAAAGAUGUGGCAGAUGAGUAUUUGAUGGAUUUGACUGCUAGAAGUUUAGUUAUGGUUACCAAAGAAAGGACCAUGGGUGGUGCCAAGGCUUGUCGACUUCAUGAUUUGGUACAUGAGUUUUGUGUGGUAAAAGCCAAAGAAGAAAGUUUUUUACAGAUUUUUCAUGGGGAUGAUGUUGUUACUUAUACUGGACUGUCCAACCCAUACCGACUGUUUAUUUACUCUAUGAAGUCAAGCACGCUAGAGGAGUUAAAGCUGUUUCUUCCCAAUUUACGUUCUUUGCUCUUUUUUGUUGAUUAUGAUGGGAUACAUCAUAAGCUGGAUCUUAGUCCACAUGGUUUUCUCUUACCCAGACUUCUAAGGGUGUUGGAUUUGAGGAAGUUAUUUCUUGGUGAAGAUUUUCCAAUGGAACUAGUAUCGCUUGUUCACUUGAGAUACAUGGCGAUUCGAGGGCACAUAGAGCACAUCCCAUCUGCAAUAGCCAACCUCUCAAAGUUAGAAAGUUUUCUGCUAAAAGGAAGCUGUGCUAAUGUUGUGUUACCGAAUACUAUCUGGAAUAUCAAGACAUUGCAACAUCUUCGCACAAGUUCCUUCUAUGGUUUUAUCUUUCCCUUUGACAAUCUUGAAGUCUGCCCAGAUUUAAACAAUUUAGACACUCUUAGCCUUGCCGUUGAUCCCCACAGUCAAAACCUGCAAAAGAUACUGAAGAAGUUACCAAGCAUCCGCAGGCUAAAAUGUGUGGGUGACAAAUCAGGAGAAUCUACUGCAAAUUGCAACAAGAUCCUCACACUGAGCUAUUUGACUCGACUGGAAUCACUUAACCUGGAUGCAUUUGUCGGAUAUGAGUUUGAAUUUCCGUCGAGUUUGAAAAAGUUGACUCUCUGGAGUAAUCUUCAGCCAUGGAGUAGUAUUUCAAGAAUCGGAAAGCUACCCAAUCUUGAAGUGCUUAAAUUAUACAAUCAAACAUUCGUGGGGGAAAAAUGGGAAGUGGAAGAAGGGGAGUUCCCUGACCUGCGAUUCUUGGAGUUGUCAAACUUGGACAUUCGCAGGUGGACUGCCUCUUCUGAUAACUUUUCCCUUCUUGAGAAAUUGGUUUUGCAUCGCUGUGUGAAGCUGGAAGAGGUCCCUUCUUGUUUAGGGGAAUCUCCAUUUCUUGAAAUGAUUGAGGUGAGUUCGUGUGGUGAGUCUACUGUAAAUGCUAUAAAGCAAAUCCAGCAAGAACAGAUGGACAUGGGGAAUGAGGCUCUAAAGAUUGUGUAUUGAUGAUCCAGUGUGAAUCAAAGGAGAGUCAAUUUCCUCAAGUGGGUUAGAUAUGCUACCACAGCCGUAUUUGUAUUUGGCUGCGUUGAAUCGCUUCAAUGAUAUAAUUCUUCAUAUUUCUCAAUGUAAUUUUUGGAGGUUCUCAAUUCUUCAUUGUGAAUGUUGCUUUGUGAUUGUAGUGGCAAGAACAGCCAUCCAUUUAUGAAUUCAACAUCAUGCAUCAUCAGCUGUUUCUCAAAUGGUCCACAGAGCCACCUACAUUCAUACGCUUUGCCGAAUCAUUCAGGAUAAACCGUGCGUUUUCUCCGCAGAUGCUGGCACAGAGAUUAGCUGAUGCUUAUUUUCCAGAUACCAUCGCUGCUUGUCCGAGAAAAGAAGUUCAAAACAUAGCGGGCCUCCAUGAUGAAGUAAACACUGUCACUAGGUCUGGUGCACUAUGCAAUAUGAAUAACUGUGCAAAUCUCUGCUAAUAUAUUAGAAGUCUGAGAGGGAAUUAAUGUAUUAAAUUUUCUUUUUAUUAAUAGCCAUGACCCCAAAAAAAAAAUU
Coffea arabica (coffee) is the source of this 4202-nucleotide messenger RNA. The record is from RefSeq and is a predicted model, not a curated record. Lineage: Eukaryota; Viridiplantae; Streptophyta; Magnoliopsida; Gentianales; Rubiaceae.